Striga hermonthica is the source of this 906-nucleotide messenger RNA. Lineage: Eukaryota; Viridiplantae; Streptophyta; Magnoliopsida; Lamiales; Orobanchaceae. The record is from the annotation of a GenBank genome assembly.
AUGAAUGACCUUUUGACGGAUUCCUUCGUGAACCCACGUGAUGAAGUUAAUAGAAAUGGUGAUAUUGAAAUGGGAAUGGAGAGGCAAACGAAUUCAGAAGAUCUUGGCUUGGAGAAUUUCUUUAAGAAGGUUCAGGAGAUUGAGAAGCAAUAUGAAAAACUUAAUAUCCUACUGAGAAAGCUCCAGGAUGCUCACGAGGAAUCAAAAGCUGUGACAAAAGCUGCUAAUAUGAAAGCAAUCAAGAAACGGAUGGAGAAGGAUGUUGACGAAGUUGGGAAAAUUGCUCGUUCUAUUAAAUCAAAAAUUGAGGAACUCGACAAAGAGAAUUUAGCCAAUAGACAAAAACCUGGGUGCGGAAAAGGAUCGGGCGUAGACAGAUCAAGAACAUCAACAACAGUAGCUUUCAAAAAGAAGUUCAAAGAUAGAAUGGCUGAAUUUCAGACUUUGAGAGAGAAUAUACACCAAGAAUAUCGUGAAGUUGUAGAAAGACGUGUAUUCACAGGUACAAUUGAUAAAUUAAUAGAGACUGGGGAUAGUGAGCAGAUUUUCCAAAAAGCUAUUAGAGAACAAGGCCGAGGCCAGGUAAUGGACACCUUAGCGGAAAUUCAAGAGCGACACGAUGCCGUGAGAGAUUUAGAGAAGAAGCUUCUAGAUUUGCAACAGCAGAUAUUCCUGGACAUGGCUGUGCUGGUGGAUGCUCAAGGAGACAUGCUCGAUAACAUCGAGUCGCAGGUUUCGUCUGCAGUGGACCACGUGCAGUCGGGCAACACUGCACUUCAGAAAGCAAAAAGCCUGCAGAAAAACUCGAGAAAAUGGAUGUGUAUUGCAAUCAUCAUCCUUCUCAUUAUUGUGGCAAUAAUCGUGGUUGGUGUGCUCAAGCCAUGGCAGAACAAGAACGGGGCUUGA